CAGAGGGGUGGCGCCUUUGGCUUUUCCAUCCACUGCCUUAAUUCCCAUGUUGAUGUUUUUUCUAGUUUCUCCUUGGAACAAGAUGACUGAUGGAAACCUUUCCAGCUCUACAAAUGGCGUAGCCUUGAUGGGGAUUCUGGACGGUCGGCCAGGAAACCACAUUCAGAACCUGCAACACUUGAAUCUCAAGGCGCCCAGAUCCCUCUCGUUGCCUGAGUAUGGGCCCAAGCUGAAACUGGGGGCCUUAGAUCAGCACAGCCUGCAGUCCGUGGACUCGGGCAUUCCUACCCUAGAGAUCGGCAACCCGGAGCCCGUGCCCUGCAGUGUGGUCCAUGUGAAAAGGAAGCAGUCCGAGUCGGAGAUAGUCCCUGAGCGGGCCUGCCAGAGUGCAUGCCCGCUGCCCUCCUAUGCACCCCCAGCUCCCACCAGUGCGGAGCGGGAGCAGAGCGUGCGGAAGUCCUCCACAUUUCCUAGGACAGGCUAUGACUCGGUGAAGCUCUACAGCCCCACCUCCAAAGCCCUGAACCGCAGUGACGAUGUCUCCAUCUGCAGCGUGUCCAGUCUUGGCACAGAGCUGUCUACCACACUGUCAGUCAGUAAUGAGGACAUCUUGGACCUCAUGGUCACAAGCAGCUCCAGUGCCAUCGUGACCCUGGAGAAUGAUGAUGACCCGCAGUUUACUGAUGUCACCUUGAGCUCCAUCAAGGAAACUCAUGACCCACACCAGCAGGAUUGUGCUGAUGAAAUCGCAGAGGGAAGUAAAUUAAAAAAACUGGGACCAUUUAGUAACUUCUUUACAAGGAAUUUGCGUGCUAGAAAACAAAAUGCAAGACUUGACAAACAAAAUGACUUGGGAUGGAAGUUAUUUGGAAAAAUACCUCUCCGAGAGAAUGCUCAGAAAGAGUCAAAGAAAAUGCAAAAGGAAUGUGAAGACAAGGCUGGACGACCUAGCAGGCCGCCCUCCCCAAAGCAGAACGUGAGGAAGAACCUUGAUUUUGAGCCACUUUCUACCACUGCACUCAUCCUGGAAGACAGACCCGCAAAUCUCCCGGCGAAGCCAGCUGAAGAAGCUCAGAAACACAGACAGCAGUAUGAAGAAAUGGUGGUUCAGGCAAAAAAACGAGAGCUGAAGGAAGCCCAGCGGAGGAAAAAGCAGCUGGAAGAACGAUGCCGACUAGAAGAAAGCAUUGGAAACGCGGCCCUUACUUGGAAUAAUGAGAUCUUGCCCAACUGGGAAACCAUGUGGUGCUCUAGGAAAGUUCGAGACUUAUGGUGGCAGGGGAUCCCUCCCAGUGUGAGAGGCAAAGUCUGGAGCUUAGCCAUUGGCAACGAGUUAAACAUCACCCAUGAGCUCUUCCACAUCUGCCUCGCCCGAGCCAAGGAGAGGUGGCGGUCCUUCAGCACAGGCGGCGCUGAGGUGGACAGUGAAGAUGCCGCAUUUUCAGCAGCAGACAGAGAAGCCAGCCUGGAGCUGAUUAAACUGGACAUUUCUAGAACAUUCCCUAACCUCUGCAUUUUCCAGCAGGGCGGCCCGUACCAUGACAUGCUGCACAGUAUUUUGGGCGCUUAUACUUGUUACCGACCGGAUGUGGGCUAUGUUCAGGGCAUGUCCUUUAUUGCUGCGGUGUUGAUCUUGAACUUAGAUACUGCAGAUGCCUUCAUCGCUUUUUCUAACCUUUUGAAUAAACCCUGUCAGAUGGCGUUUUUCCGAGUGGACCAUGGCCUUAUGUUGACUUAUUUUGCUGCAUUUGAGGUGUUCUUUGAAGAAAAUUUACCAAAAUUAUUUGCUCAUUUCAAGAAAAACAACUUAACUCCAGACAUCUACCUAAUUGAUUGGAUCUUUACCUUGUACAGCAAAUCUCUGCCCCUCGACCUGGCCUGUCGCAUAUGGGACGUGUUCUGUCGUGACGGGGAGGAGUUCCUGUUCCGCACGGCCCUGGGCAUCCUCAGGCUAUUCGAGGACAUCCUGACCCGGAUGGACUUCAUCCACAUAGCCCAGUUCCUCACCAGGCUGCCUGAGGACCUGCCCGCAGAGGAGUUCUUUGCUUCCAUAGCUGGGAUUCAGAUGCAAAGUCGAAACAAGAAGUGGGCUCAGGUGCUGACUGCACUGCAGAGGGACAGCCGGGAAAUGGAGAAAGGAAGCCCGUCGCUCAGACAUUGAGGCAGCAGGGAGGCUGCCGAGCAUCACAGAAACCACUUUCUGCCUCGACCUUAAAUGUUGACUUGCCCGAGCUCUGGGAUGAGGUCUUCCCUGAGGUCUGAGCUCCUUCCAGACACAGCUGGUCCCCGACGCCAUGAUGCUGAAUGUAACCAGCCUGAGCCGUCCCCCAUAGGUGUGCCCGUUUCCUUCUGUGACGUGGGCUUCCUGUUCCUGAAAGAUGUCUUUUCUUAACGUCCAUAAGGAUGCUCCUAAGUCCUGACAGAAAGUGGUGCAGCCGGGGGGUUCGCGCCCUUCAGGACGCACUUGUGCAUUCAGACCCAGCCCUGAAUGAUCUUUGUCGGGUUGACACCGCUUUGGAUAGCACCAAGUUGCAUUUAAGUUUUUAAACAGGAUUCCAUGUCAUCUGAGUACUUACAUCUCUAGUUCAAGUUUUCAUGACCUGUUCAGGGGCCGGGAAGUUCUCAACCCCAUAUGGCCCCUCUCCACAGAGGGCUGCUUGGGAGCACAGGGCUGUGCCUCUCUGUCAACUAGGAAAACUGGAAACAAACUGCGAGGUAACACCACCCCUUGGGAGGCCCACACCUCCUGCUCCCUGGCUUCCACCUCUGCAGCUGCAUCAGGCAAAAGCUGCUGCCCGCCAGGCCUCGGAAUCUCUAGAAACAAGUUCACUUUAAAAGACACUUUGUAUCUGCUCAGUUUUGACUAUUUUAAAUAGUUUGCCGACAGGAAACUCCUGGUAACACUUGCUACAUAUCAUGUGUUAAUUGCCUGUACAGUUAACCUUUAAUCUUAUUUAGUGAAGUGUAUCAAAUUAGGACUUUUUGAAUUGUAAAUAUAUGGUUUUAUUAAAUAAAAGUCAUGUAAAAUUGUUGCUUA
Molecule: messenger RNA, 3037 nt
Organism: Miniopterus natalensis
Lineage: Eukaryota; Metazoa; Chordata; Mammalia; Chiroptera; Miniopteridae
Source: RefSeq, a predicted model, not a curated record